Papilio xuthus (Asian swallowtail) is the source of this 1036-nucleotide messenger RNA. RefSeq names its product TIP41-like protein. The transcript is spliced from 7 exons. Gene Ontology annotation, cellular component: cytosol. Bases 141 to 968 code for a protein of 275 amino acids. Lineage: Eukaryota; Metazoa; Arthropoda; Insecta; Lepidoptera; Papilionidae. Gene Ontology annotation, biological process: TOR signaling. The record is from RefSeq and is a predicted model, not a curated record.
GUUAAACCUGGCAAUAAUAUUUGUUUGUCAAUGUCACGUCAAUAAUCAAAGCAUAUUUAUGAUCUUGUGUCCGAUAUCUAUACAAUUCAUUCUUGUUAAUAUUUUAUUCAUAUAACUGAAGUAUUUCGUCAAAGUUAAAAAUGAUGUUCAUUGCCGAGGAAAGCAAACUUGAUUCUGGGAAGUACACUACAAAUUCUCAAUCCAUACAGUUUGGACCCUGGUAUAUUUCGUACGAUGUUAGUUGCAUAUUACCAAGUGUCUGUUCCACAAAAGUUGUAUGCGAACGAGACGAUGAUCAAUUUUGUCAGUUUUGUGUUUACUGCAAGGAGUUGAAUAUUCCACAUUUUCCUGAUAUGGUGUUUCCGAAAAACAUUCUCAACUUGUCGCACGCAAGUGGUGCAUGUAUAAAUUUCAACCCUUUGGAUGCUUUAAAGCGGGUUUCAAGUAGGGUUCAAGCAAUUGAAGUUUCAUGCGCUGAAGCAUGGCAGGAAUCAAGACCAGAUGCUGAAAAGAAGAAACAAAACUUUGAUUGGACAUUUUCAACAGAUUAUAAAGGCACAUUGAAUGACAAAAUUGUUGUGGAGCCAACAGAUGAGAAAAUUAAUUUUGAAGUGUUGAAAAAAAAAGACCAAAUACUUUUUUAUCAAGACUUGACAUUAUUUGAAGAUGAAUUGCAUGAUCAUGGAAUAUCUAAACUCUCAGUAAAAAUUAGAGUGAUGCCAUCAUAUUGGUAUGUGUUGCUGCGCUACUUUUUACGUGUAGACGAUGUUCUAGUUCGUUCCCAUGAGACCAGGAUGUUCCACAUGUUGGACUCAAAUUAUGUCCUCCGAGAGUUUACUGCCAAAGAAUCAAGAGCAAGUGAUUUAAAUAUGCCAACAACACAGAUGAAAGAAGCAGAUGAUGUUGUAGUGUUUCUUCCGGUGAAGCACAUAGAAACAGAAAAAUUAAUUAUAAACUUUGAAACAUAAAUAAAAGAUCUCCGUAAUGUGAUUUAGGUUAAGCAAACAAUAAUUAUAAAUACAUGUUCCUUAGAGUA